CUCUAUGUCACGGUGCAUGCGUCACUCACUGUUCAGACGCCCUUGUCCCCUCUACAGCCCCUCCCUCUCCCUCCCUCCCUCGCUGGUCUCUUACGUAUAUAACCAUCGCUACCUUCCUCCUUCAGGCAGUGCCCAUUCGUCUGCUGUAGGAUGAAGGUCUCCGGUGUUGUGGCCCUGCAGGUGUUGGUGUCCGUGGCCAGACUCGUCUCGGGCCACUCCAUCGAGUUUGGCCGUUGCAGGAGUGUUGCCGCCGACCCUCACUUCCACCCGGACGAGCUGACGGGGCUGUGGUACGUGAUCGAAAUGUUCCGGACGGGCAGCCACUGCAUGACGCUCACGUUCGCGCGCACGGCCGAGGGCUUCACGGGGACGGAGGUGCGGGAGCUGGCGGCGGUCAGGGCGAUCGGCCUCGACCACACCGUCUCCAACACCGGCGUCUUCACCAUCAGGAGCAUGGACUACCCCGCCGUCAUGAAAGUGCGCUGGCCCUCAGUGUUCAUCGACAAGCCGGCGGAGGUGACGGUAGUGGACACGGACGGGGACAACUUCGCGGUGCUUUACGAGUGCCAGACGCUGUGGGUGUUUCGGCGAACCUCCGCGGUCAUCCUCAGCCGGACACCCACCCUGCCCGACGACCUGCUGGCGAGGAUAAAAGAAGACCUCGUCAAAAUGAACAUUAAAGUUCAGAAGUUCGACAAGAUCAAACACGACGAGCACUGCAAGACGCUGGGAAAGGCCGACCUCAACCUCGACCUCAACCUCCUCCUCAGACACGUGAAGGAGCGGUGGGCGCGGAGGGGCGGGAGCGGGAGGGGGAGCGGGCCCGUGGCUUCACCGCUGGUAUCCCCAAAGCGACCACCGUCCAGCCCCAGACGACCUUCCAAACGAAACUAAUGUGAAGGAUUUGAGCGUCGCUACUACGCCUUGUCGCCGAGACCUCCCAAAUAACGUUAAAAGAAAUUAGGAGGAUAUGCUCGAUCUCAGGGACCUUACAACUAACGUGAAAUAUUAGAUGCACUCGAUCUCAGAGUUCUUCAGACGAUUGCUGUUGAGAUUUUCAUUUCGUAGCCGUGAAAGAAGACUUAUAUACCCUACUCGAUCUCAGAGUUCUUUAGACGAUUGCUGUUGAGAUUUUAAUUUCGUAGCCGUGAAAAAAGACUUAUAUACCCUACUCGAUCUCAGAGUUCUUUAGACGAUUGCUAUUGAGAUUUUCCUUUUGUAGCCGUGAAAGAAGACUUAUAUGCCCCUAGACUCAAUCUCGGGGUUCCUCAAACGAUUGUCUCUGGGACCUUCCUUCUGUGGGCGUGAAAGAAGACAUACCUACUCGAUCUCGGGGUUCUGCAAAGGAUUGUUGGCGAGACCUUCCAACUAACGUGAAGGAAAACAUGUACUCGAUCUCAGGGUUCUGCAAACGAUAGUCUUCGAAACCUUCCAACUAACGUCGAAGGAAAGAUAAUUAUAUUCGAUCUCUGGGUUUUUUAUUUCUUUUUACUUGGGGUGGACUACGAGCAUGUUUCAUUUUAUUUUAUUACCAACGCGCUCCAUUUAGAAGGCUCAUCUUAUUAUACCAUAAAGAUUUGUUUGCCUCCCGUCGUCUGGUAACUUGUCAUCUCUCUGGGAAGAAGUGGCGGCGGUUCACAGCAAUAUUAUAUACGCGACCUGUCUACUUUAUUCUAUCACUACUCUGUCCUCUUUCACUGCUCUCUUCACGUACAACUUCGAGAAAAAUGUCAUAUCUAAUUGUCAUAAAAAUAUACAUAUCGCUGGCCGUUUGCCCCGAGGUGCAGUGGUUAACGUGCCUAGCUACGAAUUCGCGAACCAGGGCAGUCGGCGUGAAGGUCAGCCCGAAAUUGACUUUACUGAGCUAUCCAUAAGCAAGCCACUACCCCAUUCCAAUCAGGCUGCAUGGGCUCACUGGCUUGGGAAAGGUUUUUAUUUAUUUAUUUAUUUAUUUAUUUAUUUUUUUUUUUUUUGGCUGAACUGCUGUGUGGGAUAUUUUUUUUUUUUUUUUUUUUUUUUAAUGUUAAACGCGAUGCAAUGUAUGUCUCCACCAUUCGCGCCUUUGCAGUCUACCUCACCCCUAUAUAUACAUGCUCCCUGUUAGUGAGUUUUUUUAAGCAAACGAAGACAAAAAAUCCCGCUCUUAUUACUCAGUUAGUCAGUCACCAUUAUGCCGUUCAAAUACCUAGUGCAAGAGUUAAUCGGUAUGUUCAUUCUUUCAUCCCUUCUUUUAGUAAACACUGGAACAGCCUUCUUUCACCUGUAUUUCCCGGCGUAAGCGCGGUGGGGAAAGUUUUUUUUCUUUCUUUAAUAUAACGGAACACAAAUAAUGUAUCUCUCCAUCACUCACACCUUUCCAGUCUAGCUCACUUCUGUAUAAUAUUAUGCUCCCCGUUAGUUUGUUAGUCACCCCUAUGCCGGUCAAAUACCUAAAGCAAGAGUUAGCCGGUAUGUUCAUUCUUUCAUCCCUUCCUCCAGUAACCUCCGGAACGACCUUCUUUCGUCUGUGUUUCCUGCUUCCUACGACCGGGUGCUUUCAAGAGGAAGUAUCAAGAUGCCUUUCCAACCGAAUCUGACUGAUAUAUUGCUUCUCUUCCUGUCCUCUGUCCUUCAUAUGUUUUAUUUUAUUUUUGUCUCGGAGCGGCCUAGUUUGUUGUAAUAAUGAUGAUGAUAGUAACAAUAAUAAUAAUAAUAAUAAUAAUAAUAAUAAUAAUAAUAAUAAUAAUAAUAAUAAUAAUAAUAAUAAUAAUAAUAAUGUUUCGAAAUAACUUCGUGUGAUAGACCUAAAGCUAAAUAAAGUAAGCUUAUUUGAUAGACCUAUAUGUUAAAUAAUAAACUAAGCUUAAAUAAUGAUAGAGAAAUACAAGCUGAACAAUAAAGUAAGCUCUUUGAUACACCUACGUACAAGCUUAAUAUUAAUGUAAGCUUAUCAGAUACACCUGCAAGCUAAAUAUUAAGGAACCAAGCUUAUUUUUACGACAAUGGAGGCGGAACACAGGCUGAACUAGACCAUUCUUCGCAAGUUUCCUU
This is a messenger RNA of Eriocheir sinensis (Chinese mitten crab), 3030 nucleotides long. RefSeq names its product apolipoprotein D-like. NCBI's taxonomy places the organism in Eukaryota, Metazoa, Arthropoda, Malacostraca, Decapoda, Varunidae. The record is from RefSeq and is a predicted model, not a curated record. The coding region runs from base 151 to 894 and encodes 247 amino acids. The transcript is spliced from 5 exons.